This is a messenger RNA of Siniperca chuatsi (mandarin fish), 5645 nucleotides long. RefSeq names its product LON peptidase N-terminal domain and ring finger 2 (gene lonrf2). Gene Ontology annotation, molecular function: protein binding. Bases 967 to 3294 code for a protein of 775 amino acids. The transcript has 12 exons. NCBI's taxonomy places the organism in Eukaryota, Metazoa, Chordata, Actinopteri, Centrarchiformes, Sinipercidae. The record is from RefSeq and is a predicted model, not a curated record.
UGCGUCUGUACAUAAAAUCCAAGGAAGCAACAACCUUUAGCUACUGAAGCUAGCUGGCUAGCGACCAAGUAGAAGUACCCCAGUGAGAGCUUUGUUUUGAUCGGGGUUUGGCUUUCUCGUUUUUUAAGAGAAGGACAUGACACCCGGAUUCGUUAAAAUAUACGGGUUUUGGGACAUCGGGUUGAAAAGAGUUCGUUUGUGGAGUUCGGCGAGCGGUAAGGGGGCAAUCGGUGUUAGGUAGCUAGUUAACCCGCUGUAACGUUAGCUAACUCUCUUACGUAAAAACAACAGCCGAUCACUGGAGCAAAGACAGGCUUGUGGGUCUGUAGCAAAAAUGUAUCCAAUAUAUCCUAGACUUGAAUGCACUGUAAACUAUUUUAAAAACUAAACUUAGCCUUUGUUGAGUUUAUAUUGUAUCUUAACGAUGAGUUCUCACGAAAGGCCAACUGGAAAUUAAGCUUCUUACUUGCUGAGCACGGAGGACUUUACCCACCGGCUCUCGACUGAACAAAAAAUUGCUGUAGAAUAAUUUUCGUGUUCCCUUAAAAGCCACAUUAUCUGGAAAGCUUCCAUUUGUAGCCGAGAGACAAUAUAAGACCGCGUCCUCGGUGUAAAGGGGGCGUGAGAGGGCUGACAAACAAAAAGCUAAGUACAUAACACCGACCUUCCAACUUACCUCCAAGAAGCCCGGGCCGGUGUUUACAGUGAACCCACGUCCCACUUGCUGGCUUUAUAGGUGGAGAGGUCAUAGUUAACUGUUGGUGGGACUUGGACACGGACCUAUUUUAUCUCGCAAUGAGUCCUAACCUACUUCCAAUGGCUAGCACUGAGAGUAGGGCACAGUCGGAUGAUUGGUUUGACAGCAAGACGAUAAAUGAUAGUUUGCCUUACUUUGGGGUAUGCUUUCUGAGCAGCGUGGGGAGUUAGACUAUCAUUGAACAUUGACUUUCCCUUUGGAAGAAGAAGAUGGAGACGGGAGUAAGGUCACACCAGGGCGAGGUGUUCGUCCACCCGCUCACGAACCCGGGGGCUGCGGGGAUCUUUCCCGAAAUGCUGGAGGUGGCAGAGGAGGCCAACCGGGCUGGGGACUUUAACUUGGCCGUGGAGAUCUACAGCUCCCAGCUCGCAGACCUCCAGCAGCCGGACCGGGGCUUGUGUCUGAGGAAGGCCGAUUCUCUGGCCCGCGCCGGGCGGAUAAAUGAGGCGCUUGACUCGUACUGCACAGCGGCCAGCCUGGGCAAACUGCGCCCGGAGGAGCUUCCCCUCCUGGUGGAAACCAUCGCCCGGACUCUCCGCGAGAAAGAGCUGGGCAUUCCCGGGAUGUUAAACGGGCAUGGUAAAAGCAGCAGCAGCAGCGGGGAAGAUGGGGGGUGUGAAGAGGAUGAAACCCUGGACUUGUUUUCCUGUCACCUCUGCAAGUGUCUGCUCCAUGAGCCCACAACCGUGGAGUGCGGACACACUUUCUGCAAAUGCUGCUUAGACGACGACUCUGUCACAGACUGUAUACACUGCAAACACAAGUUGAACAAAAAAGAUGGGCUGCCAAACGGCCGGAGAUUAAACGUUGUUCUCAGCGGCCUGCUGGAUAAACUAUUUGCAACUGAGAGUAAAGCUAGGAAAUACUGGAUCGAAGGAGAGGUUUUGUGGAAAAAACAGGACCUCUCGGGUGCCUUGGAGAAGUACAAUGCAGCAGUGGAUCUAGUGCCCUCUUCAGGCAGACUGCUGUAUCAGCGGACUGAGUUGCACAUGGAGACGAGGAACUUCAGUCAGGCAUUGCAGGAUGCCAACAGCCUCUGUAGGAUAAAACCUCUCUGGACAAAGGCUCACUUUCUGAAAGCCACGGUACUGAGUAAAGCAGGCCGGAAUGAUGAGGCCUUGCAGGAAUACUUGGUGUGUGUGGCGCUAAAGCCUAACUGGACCAAAGUCAAACUGGCGGCUCAGAAGGUCCUUAGCGAGCUGUUCUCCUCUGUGUUUGAGAAUGAGGACCUGCCAACGCCGCUGCACCCACUGCAGGGGGGAUUGGCCACCAGCCUCAUCAAACCCCCGGCCUUGCUCAGGUCCCUGAGGCCGCUCACACAGAGACCUGGCUCCUCCUCACAGGACUCAGAGUUCAGUGUGACUAAAUGUGCGCCAGUGGAUGACUCAUCCUCCAGACUGUCUGCUCCGUCUCCUGGUAAAUCGGACCCCGCUGCAGGGGAGAGCAGCAACAAGAGCCUGGCCGGCAUUCUGGCUGCACUGCCAGCACCCCCUGGUGGCCUAAAGAGGAAACACAGCGGAGAUGGACCGUCAGCAAUAGGCAACCCUCCCACCAAACUGCUCAGACCUGACGAGGUGAGCAGCUUUCAGACGGCUGCAGUGUGUGGAGGGAGGACAGUUCCUGCUGAGCUUUUGGACAGUGGAGACAUGGAGUGUUCACUUUGCAUGAGAUUGUUCUAUGAGCCGGUGGCCACUCCCUGUGGACACACCUUCUGCCUCAAAUGUCUGGAGCGCUGCCUGGACCACAACCCCAACUGCCCUCUGUGCAAGGAGAAUCUGUCUGAGUAUCUGGCCACCAGGGGCUACAACAAGACCCUGCUGAUGGAGGAAGUGCUGCAGCGUUACCUAGGAGAUGAACUGGCUGAGAGGAAGAAAAUCCAUGAAGAGGAGAUGACGGAGCUGUCAAACUUGAACCAGGAAGUGCCCAUCUUUGUGUGCACCAUGGCCUUCCCCACCAUCCCUUGCCCGCUGCACGUGUUUGAGCCACGCUACCGCCUCAUGAUCCGUCGCUCUAUGGAGACGGGCACCAAGCAGUUCGGCAUGUGCAUAGCUGAUGAACUCAAAGGCUUUGCCGACUACGGCUGCAUGCUGCAGGUGCGAGAUGUGAAGUUUUUUCCUGACGGUCGUUCAGUGGUCGACACCAUCGGUGUGUCGCGGUUCAAGGUCCUCAGCCACGGCCAGAGAGACGGCUACCACACUGCCAAGAUAGAGUACCUGGAAGACAAGAAGGUGGAGGGGGAGGAGCUGGUGGAGCUUCUGAAGCUGCACGACUCUGUGUACGAGCAGGCCAACAACUGGUUCACCUCCCUGAAAGACAAUAUGAAGAGCCAGAUCCUCAGCCACUUCGGACACCUUCCCAGCAAAGACCCUGACCCACAGGCCAGUUCCAGUGGUCCGGCCUGGUGCUGGUGGCUGCUUGCUGUCCUUCCGUUGGAGGGUCGAGCCCAGCUCACCAUCCUGGCCAUGACCUCCCUCAAGGACCGCCUCAUUGCCAUCCGCAGGGUCCUCAUCUUCGUCACGCGCAAGAGGCCGCGGUGAUCGCCCAGCUGCUCGGGAGACAGACCGAAACUGCUCGGGCUUCUAUGCAGUUCAGCAAUUCAUUCACUCAUUUGUUAAUUUGGUCACUCAUCGACUGAUUAAUUCACUCAUUUAUAGACAUGUUUACUCAUUCAUUUAAUUGCCCACUCCUACGUCAAUUUAUUCUCAGAUGCUCAUGAACUCCUUCCUGUGUCAUGCAGCAUUUCUGAGCACACGUCAGUUCUCUUGUGAAGUGGGUCGGGGUGCUGGCAUGAGGGCAUUCCUGGUUUCACGUCUGUCUGUUUGUCUGUCUGUUCAUCCAGCCACCCCCCCACUUGCAUCUUAUCACUGGAUGAAUUGAGCUACAACACACCUCUGAACAAGUGACCUCUCACCUCUUGUUCUCUGUUGAGGCAGAGGUAAAAGCAGUCAGGCCAAGCUGUUUCACUUCUGUUUAGGCCACUUCUGGGUAAUUUACUCUACUCUCUGUUAUGAAGGAACAAAAACCUGUUAUCAGAAAACAGGCAGUGUGAGUGAAAAGGAUCAGGUUCAAGAGGAAUAAUUUUUCCUCCGUACACUAAGCAGUAUUUCACAUAAGCUAAAACAGAAGUUGGCCUGCCACAGAGCCGUGUGGCCUCCACAUCCACAACAUGUGACCGUUUUGUACAUGCACAGUCAAAACAGAAACUCACCUACUAAAAUAUGAAGCAAAAACUCUUGGCAUGACGGCAACACAAAAGUGAAUGUACUGGUCAGGCUGUAGUAUGUUGAUGAUUUUCUCUUUUCUCCCUACUACAUUGCAGAAUCCGUUCGGCAAGUUGCACAUGAGGUCAGAUUCCUGUAUGUGCACAUGCAACAGCUGCUUCACUCUAAAUCUUCCUGACUGAGCCAAAAAUUAAUGUGCAAAAACCUGGAGCUUUCUACCUGCUGCCUCACCCGGCAGUGGGCAUGUACCUCAGACUGUCUGAUAGAAAGUAUCAGGCCCCGUGUGAGUCGUUGUGAUUAUGCCCAUGUUAACACUAAAAACAAAACUGUACAACGUGCGAGAACAAGUGAAACGCUACAAUAACAUGCUCCACUUGUUUUGAAAGGAGAUUCAAGUACGAUUUAAACAUAAGUCGGGCUGUCACACAUGUUCUGGCUGCAUUUUGGAAAAUGCAGAUACGAAUGCAUCCUCUGAGAUGCAGUUGAUCUGGAACUUAAUGUCCUAUUGUAGCAUAUCUGUGGGACUUCAAAUACAGACUUAGUUAUAGGGGUUGAUUGUGUACUUUUUUGUUUGUUUGUGUUUUUGUUUCUCUCUCUGCUUGCCCUUACGUGUAUAUGUAUGGUGAAAUCUUGGGUGAUUUAUAUGUAUAUCAGUGUAACUCGGAGGCCUUUGUAAUGUUUUAUUUAAGGAACGUUUCACCCUCUCUCUCUCUUUUUCUCUUUUUCUUUUUCUCUCUCAGUACAUUUACAUGCACACUGUAACGCAGUUACGGUGCUUAAAGUUGCCCUGGGGAUUUUCUUGUAAACAGUUUGUUUAUAGUCAAUGUUUCUCAAUAAAACACAUUGUGUGUAUUCUCGAGUCCUGACAAAGUUUUGAAUAGGUUUCCUUUUUCAUACAAUAUUUGCAAAGCUGAUUGAUUUUUUUUUUUUUUUUUUUUUUUAAAUACAUUUUUGAAUGUGCAUUGUUUCUUCUUUCUUCCCUGCCUUUACUGGUGCAAUGCCAUGUCUCUCGGUGCUUAGUAUCACCAACUGUUGAUCAGUUGAAAAGCUUGAAACUGUCGGCAAGAAUUUGUCUCCAGAGCGCUACUAGUGGUCAAAAACUGGUUAACGUUGCGCAAUAAUAACCCAAAUUUAUAUGAUGAUUGGAUGAAAGGUAAAACAAUGCAGGUUUGAAAACAUUCAAAACAUCAGCUUUGCAAAUGUUUUUUUAUGAGGAUUCGAUUUGUUUUGGUGAGAAACACUGAAUGUAGACCUAACUGUUUGUUUACAAUAAAAUUCAACAGCGUACCUUUAAAAAGGAAGGAUGAAUGGUGAAGAAUGUGGUGAUGGCUUACAUUUAACUAUCGCUGCAUGUCAUCAAAUGAAAUUGUAUUUACAAGCCACAGUGACUCUGAAGAGUGAAGAGAACUCUAAGCCACAUUAUGCUUAACUUUAAGCCGGUCAAGUUGUUUUCAUAGGACAGCUGUGGUUGUAAUUUCAUGCGUAGCGUGCAUGUAAAUGCACUGUUUCUCUGUAUAAUUCUGUCCUUCCAAAUGUUUGUGACUCCACUGCACUCACUUGUUCUCCAUAUGGGGACGGGGGUUCACAACGUGCUGCAUUUCCCUGGUAUAUUUGUAAAGGGAGAUCUUAUACCUAUUUUUUAUUGCAAAUAAAGAAAAACCCAUUCA